Molecule: messenger RNA, 1041 nt
Organism: Penicillium maclennaniae
Lineage: Eukaryota; Fungi; Ascomycota; Eurotiomycetes; Eurotiales; Aspergillaceae
Product: putative histone acetyltransferase (MysT1)
Exons: 1
Coding region: 1-1041 (346 amino acids)
Biological process (GO): regulation of DNA-templated transcription
Molecular function (GO): histone acetyltransferase activity
Source: RefSeq, a predicted model, not a curated record
AUGACCACCGGAAAAGCCUCGUCACGACUGCAGAGUCCGGGUGACCGAAAUGUUCAGAGUGUAGUGCUAGGAGACCUUCUCUUCAAGCCAUGGUACCAGUCCAUCUACCCGGAGGACCUGGUUGCUAAAGACUCCGAGUGUCUUCACGUUUGUCGGUGGUGCUUCCGGUACUCCUGUGAUCGAGUCGCCUUUGCAGAACACACCCGAAGAUGUGUGUAUCGAAAUACACCGCCUGGUAUCAAGGUAUACGAUCAUGGUGGAUAUGCAGUAUGGGAGGUUGAUGGGGAGGAACACAAGCUUUUUGGCCAGAACUUAUCCCUUUUCGCCAAGCUCUUUCUUGACCACAAGACCGUUUUCUUCGACGUCGCGACCUUUCUUUACUAUAUUCUCACCUUUACCGACCCAAAGAACCCAGAGAAUUACCAUGUUCUUGGCUUCUACUCAAAGGAAAAGCUUUCCUGGGAUUCGAACAAUCUUGCUUGCAUCUGUGUUUUCCCACCAUACCAGCAUAGACAGCUCGGGAAAUUGUUAAUGGGGGUUAGUUAUAAGCUCAGUGGCUGGGAUUCCCCCGGUGGUUACAUUGGUGGACCGGAGAAGCCUCUCAGUGAUCUCGGCCAAAAAAGUUACAAUCGCUUCUGGGCCGAGCGAAUUGCAAGGUAUCUGCUAUGCGGCAAACGCGGCGAAGGCGAGAACUCAAAACCUAGCAAUUUCUCCAAAGCCUCCAAAAAGAGACCCCCGCGUGAGACUAUAACUGUUGAAGAGGUCGGCCAGGCUACUGGCAUGUUGACAGAAGACGUGAUCACCGCUAUCAAGUUCAUGGGUGUUGUUCAGCCAGAGACACCGAGGAAACGCAAAAUGCCUCGUCUAAGCGGAGACGAUGGCCCGCCUCAGGUUCCAACAAUGCUCAUACGAAAAGAAGACGUCUGGAAAUGGGCUCAAGCCCAUCACCUGUCCUUAGAGGACCCUGUGAGGGAGGAUGGAUUCAUCCUCCCAGCUCCAAGUGUUUCCGAUGCCAGCCAGAGGGUUUCGGACGAGGAAUAG